Molecule: messenger RNA, 2549 nt
Organism: Chinchilla lanigera (long-tailed chinchilla)
Lineage: Eukaryota; Metazoa; Chordata; Mammalia; Rodentia; Chinchillidae
Product: guanylate-binding protein 6-like
Biological process (GO): defense response to protozoan; defense response to Gram-positive bacterium
Molecular function (GO): GTPase activity; GTP binding
Source: RefSeq, a predicted model, not a curated record
UACAAGGAUACUGAAGCCACUGGUGAGCUGUGCCAAGAAGGGAAGUGGGGAAGCCUUCCAAGAUGGCGAGGACAGAAGAGAAGGGCUGUGAACGUGUUCACUGAGGUGACCCUGGAGUAACUGUGGCCUUUCUGACCUCCUCUCUCUCAUCUCUGCCCCAAACGUCCUCACUGAAGCUGUAGUCACAAGUCUCAGACUUGCCUCUGCUGGCGUUUGACAACAGUAGCUGGUGGGCAGGAAGUUUUAAGAGCAAGGACCUGUGAAAAGAAGCUGAGCAAAGAUCUUGAAAAGAAACUGCUACUUCUUCAAGUUUUCUUCUUGUUUCAGGAGGAACAGAAAAGUGAAGGAGACCAAGCAGUGAAUGAGAAGCAUCUGAGACGUGUGCUUGGGUCUGUGGUGCUGGGAAACAGGUUGGAGCAUUGCUAUGGCACCUGAACUAAAAAUGUUGACUCCCAUUUGUCUGGUGGAAAACAUCAAUGAAGACAUGACUGUGAACAAGGAAGCCAUAGAGAUUCUUGAGAAGAUUUCUCAGCCGGUGGUAGUGGUGGCCAUUGUGGGGCUGUACCGUACAGGGAAAUCCUACUUGAUGAACCGCCUGGCUGGACAGAACCAUGGCUUCCCGCUGGGCUCCACUGUUCAAUCUAAAACAAAGGGCAUCUGGAUGUGGUGUAGGCCCCACCCCAUCAGGCAAGACUACACCCUGGUCCUUCUGGACACUGAGGGUCUGGGCGAUAUGGAAAAGGGUGACCCUAGGAAUGACUCCUGGAUCUUCGCCCUGGCCUUGCUUCUGAGCAGCACCUUUGUGUACAACAGCGUGGGCACCAUCAACCAUCAGGCCCUGGAGCAGCUGCAUUAUGUGACAGAGCUCACAGAACUAAUCAAGGCAAAGUCUUCCACAAAUUCUGAUGGAGUACAAGAUUCUUCAGAGUUUGUGAGUUUUUUUCCAGACUUCAUCUGGGCUGUACGGGAUUUCACUCUCCAGCUGAAGAUGGGUGAUAAUGACAUCACAGCAGAUCAAUAUCUGGACAAUGCCUUAAAGCUGAUUCCAGGUGAGAAUCCCAAAGUACAAGCAUCUAAUUGUGCUAGGGAGAGCAUUCGGAAUUUCUUUCCAAGUCGGACGUGCUUUGUCUUUGACCGGCCAACAAAUGACAAAAAUCUCCUCGCCAAUAUUGAGAAUGCCCGAGAAGACCAACUGGAUCCUAAAUUCCUGGAACAAACAAGGAGUUUCUGCUCUUAUGUCUUCACCUGUGAAAAGAGCAAGACUCUCAGAGAGGGAAUUGUGGUUACUGGGAAUCGGCUGGGGGCUCUGGUGGAGACCUAUGUGAACGCCAUCAACAGUGGGGAAGAGCCUUGCUUGGAGAAUGCGGUGUCCACUCUGGCCCAGCGUGAGAACACAGCAGCCGUGCAGAAGGCAGCUGACUACUAUGGCGAGCAGAUGGUCCAGCGAGUGCGGUUCCCCGCAGAUACGCUGGAGGAGCUGCUUAACGAGCACUCGGCCUGUGAGAAGGAGGCCAUUGCGGUCUUUAUGGAACGCUCCUUCAAGGACGAAGAUGGAAAAUUCCAGACGCAGCUGGUGGCAGAAGAGGUGCUCCAAAGGUUCCUGCAGUCACAGGCAGCAAUAGAAGAAUCCAUUCUGCAGUCAGAUAAAGCUCUCACUGACAGGGAUAAGGCCCUGGCAGUGGAGAAGGCCCAGAAGGAAGCAGCUGAGAAGGACAGGGAAAUUUCAAUAGCAAAAUUACAGGAGGAACAGCAAAUAAAAGAAGCUCUAGAGAGGACCCACAAGGAAAACAUGGAGCAACUGGAAAAGAAGCUACUGUUGGAGAGGGAAAACCUCCUCAGAGAUCAGAAAAUGAUGUUGGAGCAACAUAUGAAGAUCCAAAUGGAUUUGCUUAAAGAAGGAUUCAAGAAUAAAUCUGAGGCAAUGAAUGAAGAGUUAAAGCAUUUGCAGAAAAGAGUCAAAACUACAGAAAGUGAUAAUGAUCCAUUUAUUACACGAGCCUUGAGUAGCGUAGGUGAUGGCAUAACUGCAGUGCUGACUGCUCCUGGUAAACUUCUUGGUAAUGCUUUAAAAUCCAUUGGCUCACUUUUUAAGUAAACUUUGCUUUUCUUUUAAAAUUCUAGAUUAUAGAUUAUGGAUGUAUGUGUUGGCCUAUUCUGGGGCAUAUGUUUUUCAUUUUCAUUCAGGAAAAUUUUAAAUAUAUAAGUUGCUUAUUGAAGUGUAUCUGCAUCUGGACCAUGUUAGAACAAAUCCCUGUACCUGUUGACAGGUAGUAUUUGCUUUUAGGCAGCAUAUGCUUUAUAUAUAUAUAUAUAUAUAUAUAUAUAAAGUCCAUUGAGAUAUUGCUUUCAAUUGCAAAUUGGAAAUUACUUCAAUGUCAUCUGCAUAAAUUCAUAACACACAUUUUAUUAUUUACUGAUAUUAGAAUAUAGGAAAUGAAAUGAGAGUGGAUUUCUAUUUCACUAAGUAUAGAAUCAUCUUGAGGAGGGGCUGGGGAUUUAGCUCAGUGGCAAAGCGCCUGCCUGGCAAGCGCAAGGUCGUGAGUUCGGUU